This is a messenger RNA of Cladophialophora immunda, 977 nucleotides long. RefSeq lists its product as uncharacterized. NCBI's taxonomy places the organism in Eukaryota, Fungi, Ascomycota, Eurotiomycetes, Chaetothyriales, Herpotrichiellaceae. The transcript has 2 exons. Gene Ontology annotation, cellular component: Ndc80 complex. Bases 76 to 900 code for a protein of 274 amino acids. The record is from RefSeq and is a predicted model, not a curated record. Gene Ontology annotation, biological process: chromosome segregation.
CUUGAACUUGAUGCAACUGGCGACAUAUUCCCACGAUCCUUUCGCCGAAACAGAAACACGGACACAUUCGCGACAAUGACUACCGCUAUCCCGUCGUCGGCAUUUGCGACCAGCACAUCUUCCUUCCGCGCGUCGCAAUCGCAAAUGGCAACGCCCAUGUCGUACGCGGACAACCCUCUCACACAACUGCCUGCAGUUGACUUCAACCUCGAGGAUCUGCGAAAGCGAAUGGCCGACUUCACAAUCAAGUUCGACGCAUUUAUCGAACGAGGAAGAAAGAGGGUGCUAGAAGAGAGGAAUGAGUUUCGGGCGCGUCUUGGGGAGUUGAACGAGGAGCAGCGGUCAUCAAGCACCCAGAUCAUAACCCUACAAUCCACCCUAUCAACACAUAGCCAAGUCCUCGCCCGCGAACAGGCAGAGAAGAAUGAGAUGAACGCGCAGAUCUCCAAGCUGGAGUCUCACCAGGCAGCUCAAUCUGCCCAGCGAGACCGUCUCAAAUCUGCAAUUGCGCAAACGCAGCGACAGAUUGACGCCAAGUUACAAGCCCAAAGGGAAUACGCAGCCAAGAUGGAGGGACAGAGCCGACUGAACGGACCGGAACUAAGUUUCUGGGAGACGUAUCUGGGCUGUCGAAUCGAAGGCAGCGGGGACGAGAAUAAGGUCAGGAUCGUUUUCGUGUUUCCGCCCUCGAAAGGCAGUGGCAACGGCGGCGAGGAAAGGGAAGGCCUGUUUGAAUUGCUGGUGCCGGAUACUGGACGCGGGAGAUACGACGUGGUAUACACGAAGCCCAGGUUAGAGGCCACAAAAGUCGCAAAGGUGGUGGACCGGUUGAAUGCGACGAGGGAGAUCGGGACUCUCCUCAAGGGGAUGAGAGGGUUGUUUGGGGAAGCACUGAAAUAACAUCCUCGUGUUGCAUUGAAGGGUUACGAUGGGCGUGUAUGGAUCUAUACUCAGCGAAUGCAUGACUUCCCUCUUGA